AUGGUUCUCGUGGCCGAGUACCCGCACCCACACGCGCCGCCAUCGCCCUGCAUCAGUCUGCAGUGGACCUACCGCGACGGCCGGCUAGUCAACCUGCCUGCCUCGCUGCUGGCGCGCGGUGACGUGCUGCUGCUGCGGCCGGGCGAGGCGGCGCUAGCCGAUGUGGAGGCGUGCGAGGGCGAGCCGCCGCUGCGGCUGGCACGGCUCGAGCUGUACGUGCCCGACACCGGCCACCGCGGCGACGAGAAGCCGGCGCAGCCGCGCCUGGUGGCCGCGCUGCCCAAUCGCCAGUUCCGCGUGCUCACCGCGCCAUAUCUGCAGUCGUUGCGGCUGGCGCUACAGUUGCUGCCGCUGCUGCCGCUCGCCUGCAGCCUUGUCCUGGUGCCGGCCGCGUGGCUGGCGCAGGCGCGCCUGGUGGCGCUCGCGCGUGAGAUGCGCCAGUCGCGGCCCGACGACCGCCACCACCUGGACGUGAUGGACGAGGCGAGCGUGCACGAGCACGUGGCCCCGCGCUGGCACCACGUGUGGCCCGUGCUGCGCGAGACGGCGGCCGGCCGCUGCGACAGUCUGCCGCAUACGGCCAGCCUGCUGUUCACACUCGCCACGCUCACCUCGCUCUGCUGCGUGGACAAGAAGGGCGUUCUCAGUUGGCCGAAUCCCACUGCCGAGAAGGUGGUGACCAUGCGGCUGAAGGGCGGCGCCGGCGACGAGGUGGCCUCGGACGGCGCCAGCGUCGCUUCCGACGGGGAAGCUGACCCGGUGACGUCAGACGCGACGCUCGAGGUGCUCGACUUGACGCGCGACAACCCGGCCGAGCCGUGGGCUAUCCAGUUCGACGACCCGCGCUGGCGCGACUCGCUGGCACGCCUGAAGCCGAUUGGGCUGGCCGUGCUGGUGAACACGUGCAGCGAGCAGACGCUGGCCGAGUACUGGCGCUUCUGCCGCCACAUGGUGUGUCUGGCGCAGGACGACGCCGACCUGGUGCCCGUGCCGGCGCGGCGCUGCCUCUGCCAGCUGGCGCGCCAGAUCGGCUUCAGCCCGCGCGCUGCCGACGCGUUCCAGCUGGACGCCCAGGUGGCCUGCUACAAGCACCUGAAGCUGGACCAGGCCAAGCGCGACAAGCUGACGCGCGCGUUCUCCUUCAGCAAAAUCCGCUUUCCGUACCCGCACAUGAGCUCGGUAAUCCUGCGCGAGCUGUACACCAACUCGCUGCAGCUGGUGAGCCAGGGUACGGCCGACCUGGUGCUGGACUCGUGCUCUGACUUCUGGGACGGCGCCGACGUCAUCCCACUCUCGGAGGCGGACCGCAAGCGCAUCCUCGACUUCUACCACCGGCACUCGCUCACUAUGUACUGCUCGGCGUUCGCUUACCGACCGCUGACCACCAAGGUGGCCGUGGAGCUGAGCGACCGCUACCUGGAGCUGCCGGCCGAGUCUGGACACAUCUACCGCUCCGUGCGCUCGCCAGUGCCCGGCCACGGUCACGCCAUCGGCGUCGAGCUCUGGGACAAGCCGGUGCAUCCGCAGUAUAUGAGCACCGACUCGCUGUACGGCUCCGAGGUGAACGACGUCGACUCGACGGAGGGCCUCAUUCAAGUACAGUGCAACCAGAUCUUCACGGGCAUGGUGACGAUGCAGUACCAGGCGCUGGCUGACAUGGUGCGCCUCAUCGACCACCUGGAGAAGGCUUGCAUCCGCUUCGUUCACUUCAGCAAGGAGAACGAGCUGCGCUCGCGCGUCUUCAGCGAGAAGAUGGGCCUCGAGUCGGGCUGGAACUGUCACAUUUCGUUGCUGGACGACGGCACGCGGCGCCCGUCCGAGCCGCACGAGGGCCGCGCGCCGGCGCGCCGGCUUGUCUCGGACGAGGGCGGCGAGCCGCGGCCGGGCCGCGGGCUCGAGCGGCUGCGUCCGCUCAGUGCGUCGGCGCCGUCAGUCAUCAACAUGGACGUCGGCGUGCCGGCGGCCGGCGACCAGGUGUCGCUGCACGACAUCCGCGUCGGCGAGACGCCAGAGCCGGCCGCCGGCGGCGAGGAAUCGUCGCGCACGCGCGUGCAGAGCGAGUGCGUGUGGCCGCUGCUGGCGCCGGCGGCGCUUAGCGACGGCGCGCCGUCCGCCUCACGCUCGCCCAGCCACGCCAGCGACAGCAGCGACCAGUCGGACGCUGUCAACUUCGACAUGAGCAACCGUGCCAAGUUGCCCAAGGGCAUCGCGCAGAUCCGGCCGCACCUGGAGCACGUGGACAACGUGCCGCUGCAGGUGUCGCUGUUCACCGACUGCACGCCGGCCACCACGCGCGCCAUGCUGCAGGUGAUGCAGGAGUACGGCGAGGUGGUGUGCGUGCUCGGAUCGUCGGGUAACGCGCAGAACGCGGCCGUGUUCGUGCAGGCGGACGCGGCGCUGGCCGUGCGUCCCCUGCAUCCGCAGCUGUGCUCGCAACGGCCGCCGCCCGACGCCGAGGACGCCGCCCGCGGCGUAGCCGACUGCCGCCGCCCGCUGCUGGACGGCAGGUCCAGCGCCGGCGGCGGACCGGUGGCGCUGGCCGAGCGGCUCGACUCGCUCGCCUGCUCGCUGACGCUGCGUCGCGACGACAGCGUGUCGCUGACGCAGCUGGUGCUGGAGGCGCGCCACCUGGUGCAGCGGCUGCGCACGGCCGUCGCCUUCUGGACGUGCCAGGCGGUGGCGCUGGCCGGCUUGGCGCUAUUGAGCGCAGCGCUGCUGCUGCCGCCGCCGCUGCCGCCCGGCCAUCUGCUCUGGCUCGCCUGGGUCCAGGUGCCCCUGCUGGCGGCCGCCCUGCUGGCGGCGCCCGUCGACCUGCGCAUCAUGGAGGAGGCCCAGGAUCGGUGCUCGGCGCAGCUCUCGUGGCCGCAGGUGGUCUACGUUGCCUGGUGCUAUGGCCUGCGCGUGCUGCCGACGGUGCUUAUCGGCACUGUUUUCUUUGGGCUGAGCCUGCGAGCCGUCUGCCCGCCGGCCGCCUGCCUCUACGUGUAUCCGGUGGCCGAGCUGCGCGCCGUGCAGAACGCGCUGCUGUUGCUGCUCGUGCUUCACUCGUGCGUGACGUCGGCGUCGUUCGUGCACCGGCGCGCGCAGCUGUGGCAGCGCUGGCCGUGCGCAAGCCGCGCCUGGGCGGUGGCGUCCGCGCUUUCGCUGCUGCUGGCCGCGGCGUUCGUGCUGCUGGACUGCGCGAUGGCCGGCGAGACGCCGCGCUGGCCGACGGCGGCCGCGCCCCACCUGGCCGUCGCGCUGCUGGCCGGCCCGCUCGUCCAGCUGGCCGUGAACGAGCUCGUGAAGCGGUACGAGUUCAAGUAUAACAUCCGCUACCAGAAGCGCGCUCGGCUGGAGUUCGACACCAAGCUCGGCAUGAACUCGCCGUUCUGAGGGCGCCCGGCGCCGGCGUGCCAAUGGAUGUCUGUAGAGUGGAGGCGGCUGGCAGCGUUCGCGGCCGGUGAAUUUCGGUGGAGUUGGGCCGCCGACACCGAUAGACUGUGGUAGUCCUCGGUAGAACCGUUCUCAGGUGGGCAUAUGGUAGUGCACUGUAGAACUCGGGCUGUUUGUAUGGAGUCUGUUUUGCGGAUGGUGUGUCUCGGAUAGGAGAAGUCUGAUCCAUGCGUGUUCCGCACUUGUUGUCGCGUUACCACUUAUGCAUGCAACGUGUUAGCUGUGCUGCCGUGUCGCGGCGUUCCUUUCUGCUGCAAAAAGACGCCCUCGGAGGGGUUUGAUCGCCGCGGCUAAGCAUUUAAUUGCGACGCACUUACUGAAGCUGCAGUAGUUGUGUGGUUAGCCGGUAUGUUUUGGGGUAAACGAUGUAGCAUGGCAAGCCGUGUUUUAUUUCCACUGUUGACAGAAAACAUUGCGGUUGCUCGAGUUUAGUUCGAUGUGAAGUAUUCCGUAUCCGUAGAUCGAAGGGUUCGUGCAAUUCCCUCGGCUGCUUCGCACAUUGGAUGUGCUCAAGGACUUCAAUAACUCAGUGUGAUAACUGCAUGAAUAUUUGGACUAUUUUCAUACGGUAUUCAGCACAAAUACAUGUAACGUGACCACGUCA
Pollicipes pollicipes is the source of this 4039-nucleotide messenger RNA. Its product is annotated as transmembrane protein 94-like protein l(2)k05819. The transcript is spliced from 4 exons. NCBI's taxonomy places the organism in Eukaryota, Metazoa, Arthropoda, Thecostraca, Pollicipedomorpha, Pollicipedidae. The record is from RefSeq and is a predicted model, not a curated record. Gene Ontology annotation, molecular function: nucleotide binding. The coding region runs from base 1 to 3375 and encodes 1124 amino acids.